Molecule: messenger RNA, 863 nt
Organism: Suncus etruscus (white-toothed pygmy shrew)
Lineage: Eukaryota; Metazoa; Chordata; Mammalia; Eulipotyphla; Soricidae
Gene: DRAM1
Product: DNA damage regulated autophagy modulator 1
Exons: 7
Coding region: 1-717 (238 amino acids)
Biological process (GO): regulation of autophagy
Cellular component (GO): lysosome
Source: RefSeq, a predicted model, not a curated record
AUGCUGUGCUUCCUCCGCGGAAUGGCCUUCGUGCCCUUCCUGCUGGUCACCUGGUCGUCCGCCGCCUUCAUCAUCUCCUACGUGGUGGCCGUCCUCGCGGGCCAUGUCAACCCCUUCCUCCCCUACAUCAGUGAUACAGGAACAAAACCUCCAGAAAGUGGCAUUUUUGGAUUCAUGAUAAACUUCUCUGCAUUUCUUGGUGCAGCCACCAUGUACACAAGAUAUAAAAUAGUAGAGAAGCAAAAUCAGACCAGUUAUUUCAGCACUCCUGUUUUCAACCUGGUGUCCUUAGUUCUUGGACUGGUGGGAUGUAUUGGAAUGGGCAUCGUAGCCAAUUUUCAGGAGCUUGCCGUGCCAGUUGUCCACGAUGGAGGCGCCCUCUUGGCAUUUGUCUGCGGCGUCCUGUACACACUCCUGCAGUCCAUCAUCUCUUACAAAUCCUGCCCUCAGUGGAACAGCCUCAGCACGUGCCAUACGCGCAUGGCCAUCUCCACCGUGUCUUGCGCAGCCGUCAUUCCCAUGAUUGCCUGUGCAUCGCUCAUUUCUAUAACCAAGCUGGAGUGGAAUCCCAAAGAAAAGGAUUACAUUUAUCACGUGGUGAGCGCGAUCUGUGAAUGGACAGUGGCCUUUGGGUUUAUUUUCUACUUCCUAACAUUUGUCCAAGAUUUCCAGAGUGUCACUCUAAGGAUAUCCACAGAAAUUAGUGAUGACUUUUGAAGAAACCAGAAUGAAGUCUCAGUGAAAGUAACAGUCUUUUUUAGAAUUGGUCCAGGGGACACACAGCCUUUCCGCACUGCUUGACUAGGAUGCUUCUGCUGGCCGUCAGGACCUGCGUCACAUUAAGAAUUUCCACAAGUUGUACU